Molecule: messenger RNA, 789 nt
Organism: Hemisphaericaspora subhashii
Lineage: Eukaryota; Fungi; Ascomycota; Pichiomycetes; Serinales; Debaryomycetaceae
Exons: 1
Coding region: 1-789 (262 amino acids)
Cellular component (GO): cytoplasm
Source: RefSeq, a predicted model, not a curated record
AUGACAUAUCCAAGAACAUUAAUCAUAUUGCCAUGUCAUUCAAUAUGGAAGCAAGGAGGUCAAACUUUAGGGGUUGAUCAAAAUGAAUGGCAUUUAGCCGAUUUCCAAUUAGAAGGACAAGAUCAUUUAGUAUUUAGAGCACAAAUAUUAGAUAGUCUAAAAUUACUACAACAAGAUGAAGACUCAUAUUUGAUUAUAUCUGGAGGUGCAACUAAGAAAGAAGCAGGACCGGUAUCUGAAGCAUUAUCAUAUUUCCAAUUAGCACAACAUUUCAUAUGCGACGAUACAACUUUAUUGGAUAGAAUUAAUCUUGAAGAAUUUGCUCGAGAUUCUUUUGAGAAUGUGAUAUUCUCAUUAUGUCGAUUCUAUGAAAUCUUUGGUGCAUAUCCUGAAAAUAUCACGGUUGUUGGAUUUGAAUUUAAACGAGGGAGAUUUGUUCUUCAUCAUUUAGAACAAGCAUUAUGUUUCCCUAAAGAAAAAGUCACAUAUAUUGGAUCUUCACCGAUUACUGAUCAUUUAACUGAAGAAGCAAGAGAAAGAUAUUAUCAAGAAUUGGAAAGCAAUGAAUUCAAACAUGCAUUAAGAUAUUUCCAACAAGAUUGGUAUGGAAUAAAUGGUUCAUUGAAGGAAAAGAAGAAGAUCAGAAAUCCUUAUAAUAAAUAUCAUGGAUAUGCCAAUAGUAAUCCGAAUUUGGCUGAUUUCUUAAUGGCAAUUAAUGAUAAUUCUGCAGCGCAACCAAGUGAAAAUAUCAGGGCAUUAAUAGAUAAAGUACCCUGGAUAAACAAUUAG